Messenger RNA from Fonticula alba, 1275 nucleotides. RefSeq lists its product as hypothetical. Bases 183 to 1121 code for a protein of 312 amino acids. Lineage: Eukaryota; Rotosphaerida; Fonticulaceae. The transcript has 2 exons. The record is from RefSeq and is a predicted model, not a curated record.
CCCCCCCCUUUCCCCUCUCCCUUUUCCCCUCGCUACACUCUCCACUCUCUCCCCUCACUCCAAACUCCUCACCUCCUCAUACAUCCCUCCUGAAUAUCUUUUCUGCGAGUACAUCUCCUCCUCCACUCUACACCUCUGUAUCUUCAUAAAGUAGCGACCUUACCAAAGCCACCGCUUCUGCUAUGACGAAUAACAUCCGCCCCUCCAUCCCAGGUCUUCCUGUCACCAAGGGUGGUCCGCAGCAGGGACACGCCGGCGCCCCUGCCCCCCGUUCUCCGAAUACCACUGCCCCUUCUUCGGUUGAUCGACUUGGCCAAAAAGUCGGCCAGAUGACAAUCGGCAAGCGUCCUGUACCCGAGAAGCCUGGUAAUAUCCUGGAGCUCAUCGGGGGUCUCUUCGAAAGGUUGAAGGACAUUGCAUGUCUCCCGAAGGACAUCUUGGUGAAAAUCCGCCAGGGAAAUAUCGCGGAGCUCCAUCAAGAGAUCCAGGACCUUUACAAGGCUAAGAUUGACAAGGAGCUCAAUCCGGUGCUGAGCCAGGAUCUUCUAGCCAUUUGGCACAUGAUUUCCAUGUACCAGGCUGUGGGUCAUUUCCGAGUCGAUAUGGAUGGAUCGCAUUACGUUUCGUCUCUGAAUAAGCUCACUGACAGCGAGAGUAAGUUGAAGGACGAUCUCAUUGCGGCCGAUUGGGAGGACUGGCCCGAUUUCCAUCGUGAUCUGAUGAAGCGUAGUCUGGAUUUCCGAAAGACCAUCGAUGAACUAUCGAAAAACUUGCCGGCUGAUCACACGCUCUGUGAAGCUGUUGCCAGUUCUAAGGAGUUCAUCUCGAACUAUCAUGAUCUUUUUGCUCACAUCUCAGCUCUUUUGGCCGCCAGCGAGAAGCAAGCGACCGCGCCUAUGCGGGAUGCGGUUGAGCUUGACCAUUUCAACAACCUCCCCAAACGCUUGCGCCUGGCUUUUUAUCCGUUCAAGGAAAAGAUUCUAGCGGAUUUUCGAGUUGCCGUUCCUGAGCCAGUCGUCCCGCACGAUGAUUUUGGCACGCAGUUUUGCCAGGCGAUGCGCAAGUUCAUUACCAUCACUAUUUUGACCUUCUUUGUCAAAUGGUCCAUCAAGGAGCUUUAAUGCUGCUUUGCUCCCACUCACUUUCUUCUUGUAAGAAUUGGUGCCUUUUGUAGUUAUCUGAUGUACUUUCUGCGCACGGAGUUUUUUCGCCUCUUUACCUGGGCUUUUUUCCUUCGACCUCGCGCAAGCUUUUUGAAUACACAUAAAUCUCAAA